Molecule: messenger RNA, 5110 nt
Organism: Eleginops maclovinus (Patagonian blennie)
Lineage: Eukaryota; Metazoa; Chordata; Actinopteri; Perciformes; Eleginopidae
Gene: znf319b
Product: zinc finger protein 319b
Exons: 3
Coding region: 276-2270 (664 amino acids)
Biological process (GO): regulation of transcription by RNA polymerase II
Cellular component (GO): nucleus
Molecular function (GO): RNA polymerase II cis-regulatory region sequence-specific DNA binding; DNA-binding transcription factor activity, RNA polymerase II-specific
Source: RefSeq, a predicted model, not a curated record
GUUUAUUCAUGUUCCCGUGCGCGGGCAGGGACUCGGAAGCUAGCUGAUAGCUAGCUAACAAUUUAUAGCAAAAUGCAUGUGUUUUCGAUUGCUGAGAGGAUACCGUAGGAGCCGAAUAAAUGUAUGCGUGAAACGACAGCGUUUAUGUAGCAAAUUCGGAAACCUUGGCAGAAUUUUUACCAAUUUGUAUGACCCACAAAUAACAUAUUUUCCGGCCCCUGGAGCAGAGCGCUCUAACAAGAGAGCAUCGUUUGCGGAUGUGAAGAAGGAACCUAAUGUUAUUUGGUUACCAGUUGAAUGCCACAAAUGAAGCAAAAGUAGGAGGUUUACUUCCAUCCCUCCACACCCGAUCUCCACUCCUCUGCACAGUUCCACUUGGUGAAAUGGAUUGGGCCACACCAGCUGCCAAACUGAAUCCCUACUCUCGAGCCCGCAUGCCCGAGGCCUGGCAGCAGCAUGCAGUCGCUCCACCUCCAGUCGUCCACACCAUACCUCCAUCUGCUGAGAACGCAUUGGGCUGUGCAGUGUAUGGCAUCGUAUUACAGCAGGAUGCUACGUCUUUACAGCAGCAGCAGCAGCAGCAGCAGCAGCAGACCCAGCAUGGACAGCACAGCACUCACAGCCAACCACAUAACAACAGUCAGCAGCUUGGAGGGGGGCAGCUCAGUCAGCAGCAGCACCCCGCCCAGGCCCAGCAGAGCUCCCUGCAGGUAGCAGCGGAAGUAGGACACAAGUGUGGGGCCUGUGGACAUGAUAUCUCCCACCUGGCCAACCCACACGAGCACCAGUGCAUGGUGAAUCAGGACAGGUCAUUCCAAUGCACCCAGUGCUUGAAGAUUUUCCACCAGGCAACAGACUUGCUAGAGCAUCAGUGUGUUCAGGUGGAGCAGAAGCCGUUUGUGUGUGGAGUUUGUAAGAUGGGCUUCUCUCUACUCACCUCUUUAGCCCAGCACCAUACGUCCCACAACAGCACCAACCCAAUGAAGUGUUCAAUAUGUGAGAAAACCUACCGACCCGGUUCUUCUGGCAACACCACGCCCACCUCAAAUACUCCCCAGCAGCCCAGCAGCGACGGGGCGUCGGCAAGCAGCAGCUCAUCCAUUCUACCAUUUCCCUCAGCACGAGACCGGCCGUACAAAUGCUCCGUUUGCCAGAAGGGCUUCAAACACCUGUCGGAACUCACGCGGCAUGAGAGGGUGCACACAGGCGAGAAACCCUUCAAAUGUGACACAUGCGACAAGUCCUUCAGCCAGUCGUCCCAUCUCCAGCACCACCAGCGGACACACAGCAGCGAACGGCCGUUCAAGUGCGCUGUUUGUGAGAAGAGUUUCAAGCACCGCUCUCACCUCGUGCGCCACAUGUACGUGCAUUCGGGUGAGCACUUAUUCAAAUGCAACUUAUGCGAGCUGCACUUUAAAGAGUCGUCGGAGCUUCUCCACCACCCCUGCCAUCCCCAGGGUUCCAGGCCAUUCCGCUGCGCCACGUGUGGUAAAGGUUUCAAGCGUCCGUCUGACCUACGGCAGCACGAGCGCACACACUCUGAAGAGCGUCCCUUCCACUGUGAAGAGUGUCAGAUGAGCUUCAAGCAGCAGUACGCACUGGUGCGCCACAGACGAACGCACAAAGACACUACGGACCGCCCGUUCAAAUGCAACCUGUGUGACAAGGGCUUCAUGCAGCCCUCGCACCUCCUCUACCACCAGCACGUCCAUGGCAUGGACAACCUGUUCAAGUGCGCCUCAUGCCAGAAGGAGUUCAGCCAGUCCGGAGAACUGCUCAGACACAAGUGCGGCGAGUCGUCCAACAACUCACCGGACAAGCCGUACAAGUGUGACGUCUGCGGAAAAGGCUACAAGAAGAGUUCUACGUUACAGCGGCAUCAGAGCUCUCACUGCCAAGAGAAGCCUCUAAAGUGCUCGCUUUGUGACCGCCGCUUCCUGUCUUCUUCAGAAUUUGUCCAGCAUCGAUGUGACCCGUCUCGAGAAAAGCCGCUGAAGUGCCCUGAAUGCGAGAAACGUUUUAAAUACUCCUCAGACCUGAACAGACACCGGCGCGUGCAUACAGGGGAGAAACCAUACAAAUGCGGCCACUGCAACAAGGGCUUCAAACAACGUGAGCACUUGACCAAACACACGAGCACACACUCCAGAGAAGGCCAGUUUAAAUGUGUUUGGUGUGGGGAGCGUUUCAGUGACUUGGGCUCCUUGCAGGAUCACACAGUGCAGCACACAGCCGAUGGUGGGGGUUACCCAGUGCCCCAGUGCUUAUAAAGACUUUUUCUCUUAAACAAACAGUCCCUAAACUGUUGUUGUCUUUUCCAUCCAUAUUUGCAGGAUACCAUUAUUGCAUUUGUUCCCAACAUCAAAUGUUUGAUGCUUUGCUAACCCAAUUCCCUUUUGUUCUGUCACCCUGUCAUUCCAUCAGAUGCUUCUUUUUUCUUUGUUCCACCUCUUUUUCUUCUUUUAUCUGUCCUCUCCCCUUUUUAUCAGCACCAUUAUCAGACGGUUCAAAUUGUAAAGACUGCAGCCACUCUAACUGCCAUUAGCCAAACUUAAACCAGAAAGAAACAGGUUCCAUAAUGCAAGUUGAUGCAUGAAUACUUAUGUCCCUCGUAAUCUAUGGAAAAAAAAUAUUAUAUCCUUAAAUUGUGUUAUGUAUGACAGCUAUAGUUUUAUUUUUAAUUUGGCACAAAUAAAGAGCUUUUUGAACAUGAAAGCAUGGAGACAUGUCACAGUAAAGGCACAAAUUACAAAAUAUGAACCUGAAUAUUAGCGUAAUAGUCCCCUUUUAAGAUGCACUUAAUGAAUCGAGUAUUUACCUCAACUGUCUAACUGAUAGUGUCCACUUCUUUUGUUAUUUCUUCCUCACUCUUUCACCCAUAUCUCUCCUCUGCUCUUCAAGUUUUCCAUUCAUAUUCCUCUCAUCUUUGCUUUUUUUGUGUCUUCCUCUUCGUGUCUCAGCCUGUUCAGUAUCAGACUGGACAUUUGACUAAUGCUUCAGACUCAAAAUGCUUUUGGUUGUUAUCUCCCUACAGUAAAACAGAAGCAGUGUAUCAACUUCUUUAGGCCAUAAAUGACUCUCUUUGGGUUUUAGUUAGGGCUGUACCGAUUGUAUGUUGGCAGCUUCUGUUGAGCUUUCAAAUGAAGCUUCAAAAGUCAAAUAUGUCAUAUUUUAUGAAGACAUUACACUAAACAAAAAAAAAUCUUAAUGGAGCACUUGUAUAAAUUCCCAAAAAUAUGAUCCCUUUAGCUCUUUUUUAUAUCGUGGUUCUAUAAAUGUAAUUCAUGGUGCUGUUAGAUAAUACAGGUGCACUUCAAAUGCAAAAAAAGCUGUGCAGCAUUUGAAUGUUAAUGUAAUUUGACAAAUUAAGUUUGGGGAAACUAUUCGGUACAGCCCUAGUUUUAGUAAACUUUUAAUAAAGUUCAUGAAGUGGCAAGAGUUUUUCGAUAAUUAUCCUGUUAUACAUCUGGAUGUUUCAAAACAGCGGCCAAUCCCAAAGGUGUCUAGACUAAAGCAGCUGAAGAAAACCUUUAAAAAAAUGAUACCACUGUUACCCUUCAGUAUAGAUACAUUUAUGAUUCACACUAAUAUAAUGCUCAUAUUCCUGCAGACGUCCGUCAUGUUUGACUUAUUUGUACUGAAAAUAUCCAACUUUGAAAGUUACACUUCCUGUCUCAGUCUGUACAUACUAUGGAUGUGUGUCCAUUUCUUACAAUGUAUGAACAUUUUUUUUGUAUUCUUGCUACUUUUUACCAUGUGAAAUGUAUUUUGGAAAAUGUUCUUUUUGUAGUCCAUGUUGUGAUUGUACUGGUGUGUUGCAGGGAACCUCAAAGAGCACUCUGCAUGUGUGUGUGUGAGUGUGUGUGAAUGUAAACAGGAUUUUGUCAAACAGGGAAAUCCAGACUGUAGAGAAUUGUAUUAGCAAUGUUUCAGUAGACCUGCGCCUUUUUUUUUGUUUUUAUAUAUAUCUAUAUAUAUUUGCUAACCUUCCUGGUCUGCUGUUUUUGUUUGUUUUGUUAAACAUUUUGAAAGAAAUAUUAAUACCGUUGUUACAUGUUACGUUGAGGUGGACGCUGUGUCCUACCAGAUUGAAUGACACCUUCCUGAUCUUCGAGUGCUAUGAGAUUGUAUUUGUGCUAAAGAAACCGAAGUUGGUUUACAAGUCAACUGUGAUCGCCAUGUUUCCCUUUUUCCUUUUCAACUGCAGUGCUCUUCCCCCCCUCCCUCCACUUUGAUUCAUGGUUUGAAUGCAGUAUUUCAUACAAAUGGAGAAAGCCAAGGGGAUAUAAGUAACGUUCGAUUUGUUUUGGCUUGCAAUUCUUUUGUUUUAGCAUUUCAACCCUCUGCCCUUUGUUAACAUCCUCCAUUUUUAUUUCCAGAAUCUGGCAUUAUAGGACUGAAAACGACGUAUUGUUGAUGUUUAAAGACAAUAUAUAUUCCUUGAUGGAGAAAUCAGGCCCUUGGGAUCAGUUUAGGACAAAAAGGGUUUGAUUUUGUUGUAUGUCUGCCAGAGUACACAAUGUCUAAAUAUCACUAAAAUCCAAAAGAGUGGUAAAUGCCAAGAAAUACAAAUGCUAAAGGACUACAUUUGUGCUUUUCAGUAGGUCGACUCAAAGUGAGAAAUAAUGAGAAGGAAAAAAUGCAUUUGUUAAAUCUUGAUUAAUUCUGAUUAAAAACUACAUCCCAUAUCCAACAUAGUCAGGGAAAGGAGAGUAAGAUCUCCUCUAUAAGCACAAAUUCAAUAAAUACACCCCUCUUCAUUUUAACUGGUGGUUUACCCCUCCCACUUUCAUCCGUUUCUUUUACAGUUCCACUAAAUGUCCCGUCAGAACCCGGUGUCUCCUGCUCUCUGCAUGCUUGCUGUGUUAGUUCCUGUGUUCUGUUCCUUGGACCUGGUCCUCCUGGUCCUCCACAGCACUGUUCCCUCCUUUAGCUUUUUCAAAUUGUAAAAUGUACUUUAUGUGAAUGAUGUUGAAAAAAAGAAAAGGAAAAAAACAUUGUGUCAAUGUAAAGUGUGUGUACAUUCAUGCUAAAACUAUCUGUAUGUAUGUAUGUAGCAUUCAACUACACACAGCACUAACAAAUAAAACCUUUUUUCAUUUAUAAAUUA